Messenger RNA from Myripristis murdjan (pinecone soldierfish), 2004 nucleotides. RefSeq lists its product as uncharacterized. The transcript is spliced from 6 exons. NCBI's taxonomy places the organism in Eukaryota, Metazoa, Chordata, Actinopteri, Holocentriformes, Holocentridae. Bases 351 to 1193 code for a protein of 280 amino acids. The record is from RefSeq and is a predicted model, not a curated record.
GUAGGGCGCACUGCUGUGCCCCGUGCAAAAUACUCUGGCACAUGCCCAACAAUUGUGCCUUGUUUGGUGGAGUUUCUACCAAACAAGGCUGCAGGAGGAAAAAGAAGAAGUCCAGCGGCUGAAAUCAGAGCUGAUUGUGAUUGUGUGUUUUGGGAGUGCUGAGCCGAGUCGGAGUUCCCCUUUUCAGUCAAUAAAGGGGGACGUGCAGUUGCUGAAAUAAAAAGCAGAUCAGCAAAACUCACUGGCCGAGCAGAGCACGCCAUGGUGACGACUGCAGCAGGACAGGACAGUUUCUGAAGCCCCAAAACCAGCAUAGUUGCAACCACCAGAGCCCCAGGUGACGAUGUCAGAUGGAAGCUGCAGGGGCCGAUGCUGAUGCAGAUGUGGGGCCAGGAGCCGGGGCCAUGCUGUGGUCCAUCCAGGAGGCACUGGAUAGGCAGACCCUGCAGAUCGGAGCGUCUGCCUGCGGGGCCACGGCGGUGGUGGACGUGCUGAAGGCCCUCGGUCAACCUGUGGCCCCGGAGGAGGCCGACCACUGUGUCCAGACGCGCCUGAGGAGGAAUGAGUCCCCGCUGCCGGACUACCUGCUCUCCCGGAGCGAGGCAGGUGCAACUCACGCUCAGCUCAUCGCAGGAGCAGAGCUGGCCAGUGAGGGGAAGGUGGCGGGGCGUUUCUUCCACCUCCACCCUCGCAGGCGGAUCAAACUGGUGCCCUGGCUGGCUGGCUGGAUCCGCAAGGGCGCCGUGCCCGUCGCCACCAUGAACAUGCAGCUGGCGGUGCCCGAGGGAGAGGAGGUGCCGGACGCCUGGCACCACCAGCUAAUAUUCGGGGUGGCGCCCAAUGCUGUUUUUAUGACCAACCCUUUAGAUGUAGAGAGUGAGGGAGACGUGCACCAGCGGCUCUGCAGUGAAUCAGUGCUGCUGAUUCGCCGUGAGGACGUCCUGCAGAGGCUGACACCUGACUGCUGUCUGUCCAGCCUGGCAGAGGGAGAGGCCGGUCCACGCUGGAAGGCCCUGGAUGUUGAGGGUCAGGUGAGGCAGAUGGCCCUGGAGGAGGAGCAGCAGCAGGAUCAGCCCAAGCUGGCACACAUCGUGAUCCCUGCAGCGUACAGUUCAGGCGUCACACUCUUCGCCUUACGAGACUCAGACUUGGGACGGGAGCUCCUCAGCGCUCCUGAGCUCCCUCUGUUGUGACUCGAGCUCCAAGACUUAUUCAUUGCGAUAAGACGAUCUCAGUCAUCAGGCAGCACUGAUAAUGAGAUGCUUUAUUGAUUUUUAGCAGUUACAGAGACCGUUCUACUGGAUCUGUUGUCUCAGCAAGCAUCCGCCCUGCUGAAGUGUCUUUGAGCAAGACACCGAACUCCUGGCUCCAGUGCUGCUACUCUGCAGCUGACCUCUGACCUCCCUGGAAGUGCAAGCAAAAAGAGCGCAAAGAUCGACAAAGUACCAUGAUAUCAUAUCGCUGUACAUACUGUAACUGUCUCACAUUGAAGACAGAUGAACCACCUCAACACUCACACUGUGAAUACACACGAAUGUCUCUGCUAUUUAAAUGUCAUUUCCUGUAAGCAGUCAUGGCUUGGAAAUGGAAAUUUCUGUUCAAUUCACUUUGUCAGUUUUAUGCACAUGCACUGGUAUUAUCAAAUCAUGUUGCAAGGCAUAACUGAGGCCCUUGAUGUGUGUUCACAUUGUCUCUGAAGUGAUUACAUUUUCAUGUUCCUCAGGUCUGAAAUACACAUUUGUGCAAGUGAAAUAAACAUGGGGCAUAUAAAACAUGCCUUAAAGUAAACUUAAAACCCAACGGAGAAAAUCACUUCUCUAUAUGCAUGCAGUAGCUUUAUAUUCUAGUCUCAGGUGUUGGAUGAACACCCUUCCAAAUGUAGAGAGAAAGCAGCAGCAGCACCUUUUUGCUCCGUUGCACCCCUCGCCGUCAGCGCCUGGAUUCAGAGCUUCAUUUGUAGGCUGCUCCACCACCCGCAAACAACUGAAAAAAAAAAAAAAAUAG